Styela clava is the source of this 2911-nucleotide messenger RNA. RefSeq lists its product as uncharacterized. The record is from RefSeq and is a predicted model, not a curated record. Lineage: Eukaryota; Metazoa; Chordata; Ascidiacea; Stolidobranchia; Styelidae.
UGUUUUUAAUUAAUGUGCAACAGGUGUAGCGAUUGUUGAGUAUACAUAGUUAGAUUAUAUGUUAUCGCCUACAAAUUUAUUCGCCGACUCUUGAAAGCGUUCUUCAUUUGUCACUGAUCAUUUGCUAAUGUACGUACUUAUACUAUUAGGCUUGUACAGCGAAUCUUACCUGCGUAAGUUUGAACUGGCGAUACUUUUAUAAAUUACUAGAUUUAUUUGUGGUUCAUGAUCGAUCAAGUGUGAUAAGCUCGAAGAUUACGUAAUUUUACACCGUCCCAAUUUCAACACUUAUUCACGUCGAGGUUUGUAACUUCCCAAAUUUUAGCUUAAUUACACAUAAUUAUCUGUUAUAUCGUUACAAUUUAGGAUUGUUUUACGAAAAUGAUAGUUAAGAUGUCGCCAAUUCCUCAAGUAAUUAUUAUUGUUUUGACAUUUAGUCACGACUUGUCGUUUCUUAUUUUGAAAAAUGUGUAGUCUUGAUUUAUUUAUGCUAUGCAGUAGUUUAUAAUCAGCAUUGUACUUCAAAAAGCAAACUCGUUCAAUAUAUCAUGGGAUAUACAAAGCUGUACUUACUGGGCACCUUGCUUAUUUGCAUGAAUGGAUAUACAGGAGGCUCAAAUCAUCCAUGGUUAAAUACAUGGAAUUCAAAUCCAUUCCAAAGAUUUCAUUUACCAACCGCUGCUACUCCAAGAAGAAGUGGUAGAACAAGAUCUGAAAAAGUUUCAGAAUGCCCAAGUGGUACGAGGCAUGAUGCAAAGCCUGAAUGCAAAAAGAGAGAAUCGGGAGAAGCAGUUGGUUGUCCAAAAAUAACUUGCAAGUUUUACCCGACCUAUGGUGAAGUUGUAGACAGGGGAGCUGACAAAAAAAAUAUUUUUGGAAAAUGGAGAAAAAUUUUAAAAGAAAAGGAUGGAUCAUAUAAGAAAUUUUUCACAGCAAAAAUGUGCAGGUAUCCAAACAAAAUUUGUGAUUGUGAUAAAGGAUCCUGUAACAAAUGCUCUGAUUCAAAAGUAAAAGUAUGCGCGCAAAAGUGGACAAUAAAACACGCGUCAUUUUAUAUCGAAGAUCUCUCGGAAAAUUAUAACAAGUCAAAACCCUUUAAAGUUUCUCCCCGGCAACUGACCCCAGAAGAGGAAAUAGAGGCUAUCAGUAGACAUUUUGGUGGCGCCAGUGAUUUUCGUACCUCAACUGAAAUUCCUAAAAAACCAAUUAGGCUCCCUACGCCUACAUCUCGGUCCCCUAAUCCACCAAGACCACCAAUGCCACCUCUGACAACUAGGCCAAAUAGCGUUCUGUCACCCACAAAAUCAACAUUGCCCACUUCCCCUCUUUCGUCAACACAGGAAACCAAGGAAACCAAUCCUCCUAGACCCACUAGGACACCCUUCAUUAAUAGGGCAUCGAGACCACCCAUGACUGUUCAACCAAUAUUGGUAUGGUCAAGAACUCCAAGACUAUCAUUUCAUGAACAAAUGCAAAUUCUCAUGUGGCAAAGAUUUUUGUUUGCAAUGACAUUUCAUGGACAUCUUUCAUCAACGAGUACGCGGCGUCCACGCCAGCGUUCUCAGUCGAAGCGAGAAAAAUCCAAAUCUAAACCGAGGAGUUCUGAUGAAAAAAGAAAAGUUAGAUUGGCAGUCAGAAUUCCCAGUGGGUGUUCAUGCAAAAUUGUUGACUGAUAUCAGAGAAGCAAAGUACGGCUGUAUUUGCGCUUGAAUGUAAUUUUGCUCUUGAAAGUAACGAACAAGAAAUGCAAACCUUUAUACUCUGCAAUCCAAGAUCUGCGGACAUCUUUAUAACAAAAACUCCUUUCAAAAUAUAUAUAUUUUCUUUGUUAUGAAGGCUUCUCAAAUAUUGUUCCCAAUAAGAUUUUUGGUACUAAAAAAAUGUGCAAGAUAACGUUGCUUCCAGCUUCAGCCUACUAGUACUGACAAACCCAACCCUUUAUAAUUUAUUUUAUUUGUUACACCAGAUUCAGAUAUAGCCUAUAUUGUUUUAUUUUAUGAUACAUAUGUAGUCUAUUUUAUUAUAUGUUCUCUUGACAAUGUAUAGGUUCAAAUUUUUUGAACUCAUCCUUCUACAGAUUUUUGUUUUUAUCAUCUUCCCUCGCAAACAUCUCAUUUUUGCCGAGUUGAAAAUUAGUCAAAAACCCAAAGAAUUUUUUUCAAACGAGGUGAUACUUUUACGCAUUAAAUUGCGAAGAAAAAAUUCCAAGAGAUGGAAAACUGAUGCUCACAACCACAAUACUAGCAAUGACUAGUUUCAGAAGAAUCUAAAUGCAUCUUGGAGAAAACGAAAAUGACAUAUUUCGAUUUUCUGUUUAUUUGAACAGUGCAUAUUUUGCAUCAAAUAAAUAUAAUCACACUGACAUUUUCAAAAAAAUAUUAAAAACACAGAAAAAGACUCUUAUGUGACAUAUUGCUAACAUAUUAAAAUUUUGUCAACACCAAAUGUCUGCACUUUAGUACAGGAUAUUUUUCUAUCAUUUACUCUACGAAAAUUGAAAUCGAUAUUGGCUUUUUUACCAGAAAACGUACAUAGGCCGCUAGGUGGUUACAGAAACUUUAAAAUAAUCCGUCGUCGCAAAUUGUAAACAAACGAAUAAGCGCCCGCGUUUCAGGCUGUCAACCUGCUGAUUUCUCGUCCGAACGUUGGAACGAAAAGCCUUUCGUGGAAUGAAUAAAAGUGAAAAACUAGCCUACAAAAAAAGUAAGUUGUUUUUAGACAUUUGAAUUAUUUUAUAUGGGUUUGGUCUGAGGGCCCUCAUUGUAAUUAAAGAUGAGACUGGAACUGAGAUUGGCAUAUUCUGGUCAAAAUUAGUACAGCCUAUUCUGUUAGGCUGAGGAUAAGAUUGAAAUUUAAUACACGUACAAUUUCAAGUUGGUGUUUGCGGUUUACGGCAUUGGCAAUCAGUAUA